Molecule: messenger RNA, 306 nt
Organism: Staurois parvus
Lineage: Eukaryota; Metazoa; Chordata; Amphibia; Anura; Ranidae
Source: the annotation of a GenBank genome assembly
UCGGUGCCCAGCAGUGACACCCGCAAGUUCCGCCCAGCAGUGCUUCCCAGCAGUGCCCCCACCUGUGCCCAGCAGUGCCCCCACCUGUGCCCAGCAGUGCACCCACCUGUGCCACUCUGCAGUGCCACCUACCUGUUCUACCUGUGCCCUAGAAGUGCCACCUACAUGUGCCCAGCAGUGCCACCCACCUGUGCCCACCCACCUGUGCCCACCAGUGCCACCCACCUGUGCCCACCCACCAGUGCUGCCCACCCCACCAGUGCCACCCACCAGUGCAGCCCAGCAGUGCUGCCAGUCAGUGCCACC